AUGUUCAUUGCUGGUGGUGGUACUUUAGAUGUUGAUACUAAUGUGCGUGAUGCAUUGUCUUUAUUGUAUGAAAAAUCAAAUUCGAAAGAAAUUAUCAAUACAAUAACUAAUAUGGAAGACAAUGAAGAAAUUUUUUUUAAAGAAGAAGCUAUUUAUUUAUGCAAACAAUUAACUAAUCAAAUCACGAUUCUGAAAGCAGCUACAUAUGUGUUACCUGAUCCAGAAGAAGACGCUUAUUCAAGUGUUGGUUAUGGACAAGGUCAAGGUUAUGUGGUUUUGUCAUCAAGUGUUGCGGCUGUGGUACCAGCAAUUAAUAAUGAUGUUUUAGAUAAUGGAUUGGUUGAAUUCAGCGUAUCAUCAACGGAUGAGGUCGAUGGCGCCGGUGAAGAUGAUGUUAUGGAUUAUCAUGAUGAGGAUGACGUUACCGAUUAUGAUGAUGAGGAUGAUGAGGGGUAUGGUACCGGUUAUUAUGAUGAUGAUAAUCAUGAUUAUGACUAUGAUAAUGAUAAUCAAAUAGCUGAUCCAAAUUAUCAGCCUGAUUCUCAUGACUACAACGAGGAUUCUCGUGACGACGAUGAUGAUCAAGAUCGUUUUUCAUCGGCUUCUUCUUCUACUAUUGUAUUGGGAGAAUCAUCAGAGGGCAGUAGUCAAUCAAGUUCAUCUUCUUCAUCCGUCUAUUUUAUUCCAGGAGUUCUUCGAUAUCAUCGAUCAAAUUCUAGUAGAUCAGGUAGCGUUUUAUCACAACCCUCUACUUUUAAUUCGACACUUUCAUCAACUUCUGAUGUAUCCAUAUUACCGUCGGUAAGUGAUGACACAUCUGAUAGUCAAUCAUCAUCAGAAUUCGAUGAAUAA
This is a messenger RNA of Rotaria sordida, 852 nucleotides long. The record is from the annotation of a GenBank genome assembly. Lineage: Eukaryota; Metazoa; Rotifera; Eurotatoria; Philodinida; Philodinidae.